AUGAUCGGAACUUGUUUCAGCCAACCCAACACACCAUCAAGCAGGAUGGGUUGCUCUCAAGUUCCCCAGAAUGUGGUAACUUGCAUAUACCAAACUCAACUCUGCAACUCGCCCACUUAUCUCACCCUCAGUUGGUCAAGAACACUUUUCUCUCACUCCUUAACCAUCCACGCCGCAGAUAUAUUUUCCAUCACCAUUUCUCUGAACCCAUCAACCUUCUCCUUCUUCAGAACACCACACUGCUCAAAAUCAAUCCUCCACCAUCACCAUUUCCAGAAAAUCAAGCUCCUCUGGAACUUGAACCAGGCAGAAUUCAUUCAAAACUCGGCGGAGCCAGAGUCAUGCUUCUACUUAGCAAUCUCUUACAAUGGCAAGCUCCAAUUCUUUCUUGGUGACCUUCUCCACGAUUUGACUCGGCGCCACACCAAGCUUGAUGAUGCCACCACCACCACCACAACCCACCAAAGUCAAGUUCUUCUGUCGAGGAGAGAACACGUGUUUGGAAGCAAGAGGAGUUACAUAUCACGGGCAGUGUUCAUGGGUUCCAAACACGAAAUAGAGAUUGAGUGCGAUGGAGGUGUGUUGAGAGUGAAAGUGGAUGGUCAAACUCGUUUGGUCGUGAAGAGGCUGGCAUGGAAAUUCAGAGGGUACGAGAAAAUCUUCAUCGAUGGCAUCCAAGUAGAGUUCUAUUGGGACGUGUUGAGUUGGGUGGUUAACAGCAACAACGAUAACAACGGUAAUAACGGCCACGGUGUUUUUGUUUUUCAAGUAGGAGACGGCACCGUAUGGCCAGAAAUGGUGGGAGUAGAGAAGAGGUUAAUGAGAAAGAGGUUGUCUUCGGAUUGUAGCGUGAUGCAAUGGGCAGAGGAGAGCAGUGACUGUGGGAGAACCUCUAGCUCUUCAUCAACAAGGUCUUGUGGGAGUAAUGCUGCAGGUGGCUUCUCUUUGUUGCUAUAUGCUUGGAGUCUUGGACUCUAA
This is a messenger RNA of Gastrolobium bilobum, 978 nucleotides long. RefSeq lists its product as uncharacterized. NCBI's taxonomy places the organism in Eukaryota, Viridiplantae, Streptophyta, Magnoliopsida, Fabales, Fabaceae. The coding region runs from base 1 to 978 and encodes 325 amino acids. The transcript has a single exon. The record is from RefSeq and is a predicted model, not a curated record.